AUGUGUGGAAUUGAAGCAGGAAAAUCGUUAGAAACUUAUACACAACUACUUUUCGAAGAAGCAGAUUUACAUUUAAAAGAAAACGAAUUCAAAAAUUUAAGUGAUUUUUCCGAUCGUGUAGACCUCGUAUAUAAUUGCAUAACCAAAUUAAAUACAUUUAAAACUGAAGUUGCUAAACAUCAGGACCGAAAAUCAAAUAGAGAAUCAGAAAUGAUAAGAAAACAAGGCAAUGAUUUAUUUUUACGCCAGGGAAACUAUUUGGUUGCAUUAGAAUAUUAUACAAAAAGUAUAGCUUAUGCUGAAAGUGGAAGCACCAACUUGGCUUUAGCAUAUGCUAAUAGAUCUGCAUGUCUUUAUGAAAGAAGGUAUUAUAAGCAAUGCUUAGAGGAUAUUGACCGAGCGUUAUCAUUAGACUAUCCAGAAAAGUCGAAACAAAAAUUGCUGAAACGAAAAGCUUCAGUUGAGACUCAAAAAUCUAAGCAGAAACAAGUCAGUUAUUACAAUAGUCCCCCUGUUAUCAAAUCUAAAAACCCUUUGAUAGAUUGUGCAGAAGAUUCUAUAGAAAUACAAUACAACAAAAAAUAUGGUAGACACGUCAUUGCAAGUCGUGAUAUAAAAAUUGGAGAAGUUUUAUCAGCAGAAAAUUCUGUUUGUCAUGUUGUACAUCCAGAAAGUAAAUAUAUACACUGUCAUGAGUGUCUAGAGCUUUGUUAUAAUUUGAUUCCAUGUGAGAGCUGUUGCAGUUCAUUGUAUUGCAGUGAGGAAUGUAGAAGCAAGUGUUAUGAGGGGUAUCAUAAAUAUGAGUGUCAGUUCCACAAGAUUUUGCUUUCUCCUCUAAUGGUGUUUAUAAAAUUAGCGUUAAUAGGUAUGAAUGAUUUAAAGAAAAUAGAAGCUGACUGCCCUGACAAUAUCCAUCUAUUUAAUUCCUUUAAAGAAAUUAUAAAAUUGGAAAUGAAUGAAGAAAACUGGAAUUAUAUCAACCUUUGUAUCCCCGCAAUUGCUGCAUCUAUAGCUUAUUACACUCUUAAAGAAAAUCAAGAAUUCACUUCAAAAUAUGAUACAGAUGAAGAUGAUUGUAAUAUAAAGAAACUGCUUUAUAAGGCUUAUAUGAUUAAUACUUUCUUUCCAUUUAACAUUAAAAAAAUUCGAUACACUCCAAAUUAUAUUGAGUCCAAGAGAGUCGGGACUGCUCUAUAUGCUUUUACUAGUUUUUACAAUCAUUCUUGUGUACCCAACUGCGAAUUUUUCUAUUAUGGUUCGCUGAUAGUAACAAGAGCACAAGCUCCUAUAAAAAAGGGAGAACAAGUUACUAUUUCUUAUGGAAGCUAUUUCUACAGAACACCAAAAGCUACUCGACAAGAGAUUCUUAAGAAAACCUACUUCUUUAAUUGUGAUUGCAAGGCUUGUACCCACAAUUGGCCUACAAUAAUGGAUUUGCCAAUAGGCAAGGAUCUCUCCCUGUGGUUCAUAUUGAAAGUUUCUCAAAACAUUUUUGACGGCACCGAAUCGAACCAGAAACUGCAAGACGAACUUUUAACGGAAAGCAAGAGAUUGUAUUACGAGUUAGAAGAGGACCAACCUUGCCAGAAUUUAUUGAGAGUGCAACAUAUGAUCACUGAAAUAUAUGCUUACCAGGCUAGUAGGGACGUUGAAUUUUAA
Molecule: messenger RNA, 1659 nt
Organism: Psylliodes chrysocephalus
Lineage: Eukaryota; Metazoa; Arthropoda; Insecta; Coleoptera; Chrysomelidae
Source: the annotation of a GenBank genome assembly